This is a messenger RNA of Megalops cyprinoides (Indo-Pacific tarpon), 2701 nucleotides long. Its product is annotated as epsin-1-like. The transcript has 12 exons. Gene Ontology annotation, molecular function: clathrin binding; phospholipid binding. NCBI's taxonomy places the organism in Eukaryota, Metazoa, Chordata, Actinopteri, Elopiformes, Megalopidae. Gene Ontology annotation, biological process: endocytosis. The record is from RefSeq and is a predicted model, not a curated record. The coding region runs from base 252 to 1877 and encodes 541 amino acids. Gene Ontology annotation, cellular component: plasma membrane; endosome; clathrin vesicle coat.
AUCUGGUUGUUCUGUCUUCCCAGCGUCUGCAGGCUGAGUACCCACGUCCAUAUAGGCAGCGGGCUGGAUGAUAACGUUUCAUUUGUAGAAAUAGUUGGUUCUGGGACCCAAUGACACCGUGGCGAGAGGCAUACAGAUUGAGGCAGAACGCUCUGUAAAGGAGUCGAGCCUGAGGAAGAAGGUUUUCAGCAUCCCACAUUCCAGCUUGAACAGGUCAGAUUUCAGCAGAAUUGUGUAUUCAGCCAGCAGCCAUGUCGACCUCAAUGCUACGGAGACAAAUGAAGAACCUUAUUCAGAACUUCUCUGAAGCAGAGAUCAAGGUAAGGGAAGCAACCUCCAACGACCCGUGGGGCCCGUCUAGCUCUUUGAUGUCAGACAUUUCAGACCUGACCUACAAUGUCGUGGCCUGCUCUGAGAUCAUGAACAUGCUGUGGAAACGCCUCAACGACCAGGGCAAAAACUGGAGACACGUCUAUAAGGCAUUGACCCUGUUGGAGUACCUGCUGAAGACAGGUUCUGAUCGGGUCAUUCAGCAUUGCAAGGAAAAUAUCUACACACUCCAGGUCCUGAAGGAAUUCCAAUUCAUAGACAGGGAUGGCAAGGACCAGGGAAUCAAUGUGAGGGAGAAGGCUAAGCAGCUAGUGGCUCUGGUGAAGGAUGAAAAUAAACUACAGGAAGAGAGAAGCCAUGCAAUCAAGACCAAAGAGAAGAUGGCCCAGGCACAGGCCACCCCCCCGGCACCUACAGGUACACCUCUGAGGGUCGGAGGACUGGGAGGUAUGUCGAGCGGACUCGCAUCGCUUGGCCUCGGGCCCCAGGGGCCUGGCGCCGGCUUCAGGACCCCGGGAUCUGGCGCUAGCCCUGGAGCCAACGCUGCCGAGUCAAAAGGCACCGCUGAAGAGGACCCGGCCAAGUGCAAAGAGGAUGAGGGUAAUGCCAGAAGUGAAGGCGCUGAAGAGAGCCAGACGGACAAACCUAAGGCUGAGGAGAUGGAGGCGGGCUCAAAAGCUGCUCCUCCCUCAGCCGCUUCCACGCAAGCCACAGCUAACACCGCGACCACAUCCGAAUCGGCUUCUGAACUGUUCGGCUCCUCAGACCCCUGGGACGGGCCUGCCCCUGCGCCCCCGGCAGAUUCAGACCCUUGGGGUGGUGGUGGGACCACGGUGGAUGCCUCUUCUGACCCAUGGGGAGAUGGGGCCAGUGCUAAAAAUGACCCCUGGGGCUCCACAGGUGAGGGAGAUAAAGUGCGGUCAGAUAGAAGUCCGCCCAGUGGAGACCCCUGGAGCGCUCCAGCAGCCCCAGCUAGUUCUACAGGGACAGGUGCUUCGACCUCUGACCCCUGGGGAGGAGACGGAGAGGCUGCACCAGCAGCAGCAUCCAAUGACCCCUGGGGAGGAGAUGGAGGCGCCGCACCGACAGCCGCAUCCAAUGACCCCUGGGGAGACGGAGGCGCUGCACCAACAGCCUCGACCUCUGACCCCUGGGGAGGAGACGGAGGUGCUCCAGCGACAGCCGCGACCAAUGACCCAUGGGGAGACGGAGGGGCUCAACCAACAGUCUCUUCAACCUCUGACCCCUGGGGGGGCCCAGCUAAAGACACUACUAACGGUGCAGUGAACCAAGAGCCCGGUGGUCCUACUCCCACCAGUGGGGAAGGGGAAGGCGGCGCUGGGACCCAGGCGACCCUUGACCCCUCCUCCACGGACACCUCUCUCCCUGCAAGAAAAACACCUGAGUCAUUCCUGGGUGCUAGCGCAGCGCUAGUGGAUUUAGAUUUCUUGGUCUCCAACAAACCCAAACCCAAACAAUCUGGCCCUCCCAUGUCCUCCUACCCCGCAUCCAGCCCCUUCAUGCAAUCACAGGGUAAGGAAGGAUAGGAGAGAGAGAGAGAGAGAGAGAAUUGAAUUUAAAGAGGUUACAUAUCUAUUAUUGAGGCCGUGAUUGUGUUUUAGUGUUUCGACGUGGACUGUCAUUCCCAUGUAGUGGAUAAUUGGUGUUAAAAUCAUCUGUAGUAAUAUUAGACUCAGCCUCAUAGUUAGUAGCCAUUACGACUCUAUUAUCUCUCUACUCUCUUUCCUUCCCUCCUGCUCUUUCCCUUCCCUGUCAUCUUUCUCUUUAUUUUCCAGGCACCUGUCCACUCCCAGGCAUGGCUGUCUCCUCAGGCAGUACCAUUUCCAAACUAGGGGCAUCCCAUACUCCUCCCCCAGCAUCCAACCCUUUUGGUUCCUCCCCCCUCUGCCUCCAUUUCCCCACAUUCCUCCUCACUUGGACUCAGCCACUUCCACACCAGCCCAGUAUCACCUAAUCAUAUAAUGAACAUGUCCCCUGCCAUGCUGGUAGUGGCCCAGAUUGUUAUGGCUAUGACUGCAAUGUGAACUCAGAAGCCUUCACAACUGGGUCCUGGCAUGGAGCAGACUAACCGUAAUGGAGGAGCCUCUUCCUCGUCCCUGCAUGGAGGUGCCAUUGUCAUGGCUGUAUUAGCUCUCGAGUUGCCUCACUUAUUUUUUUUGGGUGGGGAGUUCCAGGGAGACAUGGCAGUGGUGGUGAGUGGCGUGUAUGUGGCAAAGCAGCAACAGGAGAAAGCACCAGUCCUCCUCCUUCUAUGACAAUUCACCCCAUCCUCCCUCCUCUCACUCCCACCAAAAGUUCCACCAUUAUCACUGUAUGUAUGUGUUAGAUUUAUGUGUUAAAUACUAAUAUU